Effrenium voratum is the source of this 714-nucleotide messenger RNA. The record is from the annotation of a GenBank genome assembly. NCBI's taxonomy places the organism in Eukaryota, Dinophyceae, Suessiales, Symbiodiniaceae.
AUGGUGGCAGGCCCGCCGCCCCGCCGACAGGAAAACGACUUUGGGGGUGGGGGUGGCAGCGGCAUGCGUGCCUGGGGCACUCGAGAGGUCAAUGAGGGCAGGGGCUAUGGCGGUGGCCGGGAAGCGGAUUGGGGCAGCGCCAAAGGUCCAAGCAAGGGAUGGGGCAAGAGCCGCAACGAUUGGGACUACGACCGCUACGAGGACAUCGAUGGCGGCUACGGCUACGGUGGCUACGGUGGCUAUGGCGGAAAUGGUGGCUAUGGCGGAUCCAAAGGCAAGGGCAAGGGGAAAGGCAAAGGCAAGGGGAAAAGCUACGGCUAUGAUUCCUAUGGCUCUGGCUCAGGCUACUCGAUGCAUGAUGAGCGUGGCGACGUUCGGGAGCGAUCGCCACGCCGGACUGGUGGCUUCGGAGGACGGUGGAAGCAUGACCUCUAUGACAAGAAGGACGAGCCCGGCGAGUUCCGGAACUUUGGCGGCCCCAGAAAAGGAAAGGGCAAGAGCAAGGGCAAGAGCAAGUCAAACGGCAAGCCGGCGGAUCCGAAGCAGUUGGACCAGGAGCUCCACCGCUACUUCGGCCAAGAUGGGGAUAAAUCGGACAAGGUGGAGCUAGAUUCGGCGCUGGACUCCUACAUGGGCACAGAGGGCAAAGAGAGCAAAGAGGGCAAGGAGAAUGCAGAGGCCAAAGAGGCCAAGGAGAAGCCCGCAGACAAGUAG